Messenger RNA from Didymodactylos carnosus, 2543 nucleotides. The record is from the annotation of a GenBank genome assembly. NCBI's taxonomy places the organism in Eukaryota, Metazoa, Rotifera, Eurotatoria, Philodinida, Philodinidae.
UUACAACUAGUCGUGCUUGACAUUUUUUACUGAUAUGUACUUCUUGUCGAAAUAUUCAUUAAGGAUAUUUUUCGUACAUUACAUUUCAUUUGAAUAAGUAAACUUUGUAAAAUCGUACCGAAUACAUAGAAAAUUCAUAUAAGGUGUACAGUUUCAUGUCUGUAUUUCCAUCGAGUGAUGAAAUCACGUCUGCGUUUAAAAAUAACUUUUCUUUACGUCUGCAUAAAAUCGUUGUAUUUUUCUCUUUCUCUAUAUGGUGUGAUAUACUAAUCCAGGCAAUGCACUGACGGAUAUGAUGUACUAAAGUUGACUUUUCUUUAUUAUAUCGUUCUACAAGUACAUUUAAUACUGCUAUCCAAUAAACAAAAACAUUGUGUCAUCAGAUGAUGAUAUCAUAUUUGUUUUAAACACAUACACAUACAUAUCUAUUUAUCUUUGCCUAGAAAUAUCUAGUAAAACUAACUUCUCUCGCCUUGGCAUCCUAUAUAAAUAGAAAAUUCUUUGCUAGUAAAAAAAGUUAAUACGUGAUAUUUUACUUUAUCUUAUUCCAAAUCGAUUCUACUUCUUCAUAUGAACUCUCUCAAAGAAUUUUUCGAAUUUACUCAUCCCAAUAAGAAUACCAUUGCUGGUCAAUGUAAACUUUGUGAUAAACUUUACUCAGAUAAUGCUGCAUCAACAGGAAAUUUUCAUAAACAUCUCAAACGUAAACAUAAUACUCAAUAUGAACAAAUGAAGUUUUCGGAUUCUAUUACGUCUAAAAAUGAUAUAAAUGAACAGUCAGAAAAUUCGACAACCAACAUCAAUAAAAUCAAUCAAGCUAUUCUAGAAGAUUUAAUUGUAAAAUGUAAUCUGCCACCGGCAUUCGUUGAACAGGUUGGUUUUAGGAACUUUUUAAAAACAUUUGCUCCAAAAUGGAAACAUACAUCUUCACGGUACGUCAGCAACACAUUACUACCAUUAUUGAUGAAUAAUGCUCAGGAUAAAAUGAGAUCGUUACUUGGUGAUGUCAAUCAUUUGAGCAUUACAGUGGAUGUUUGGACAGACCGUCGUGGAGGAUCAUUUAUUGGAGUAACAGGUCAUUUUCUUGACUUGAAUUGUAUUCCACAGGCUCUUCUUUUGAAUUUCUCUCGUUUGAAAGGACCACAUACUGGAGAAAAUAUUCGUAAUAUCACAGAAGAAAUACUUGAAAAUUUGAAGAUCAAACACAAAGUGUAUCGAAUUAUAACCGAUAACGCUGCUUCCAUGCUGAAAGCUUAUAAAUUUGGAUUAGUUGUAAAUGAUAAUGAUUAUACCGAUCGAAAUGACAAUAAUCAACAUGAUAUUUCAACUGAAUUUAGUAGUAAUGGUGAUCUUGAUUUAUCAAGUGAAUGGAUAUUACUUGAUUGGUGUAAAACCUUUACAGAUUCAGAUGACAAAGAUGAUGAUAUUGCAAUACGAUUAUCAUGUUUCGCCCAUAGUCUACAACUGGCUAUCCGUGAUGGAUUGAGAGAUGCUCCUUAUCUAGCUAAAUCAUUAUCAAAAUGUGUUAAAUUAGCUCGAAAAUCUCACAAGUCAACAAAAAUUGCUGACGUUCUCGAAGAUAUUGGAAAAACAAUCAGUCGAUCCAAUGUAACACGAUGGAGUUCAGAAUAUCUUCUUAUUAAAUCAAUUAUUGCAUUAGGAAAAAAAACAAUUGAUGAAAUUACCAAUAUUAUUGAUGAUAAUGAGUUGAAGUUUAGUAGUAAUGAUUUUAUUGUUUUAAAAGAAGCACUUGAGAUAUUAGAACCAUUUGCUGAAAUCACUUCUCGUAUUCAAUCAGAAUCAGUUGUUACUGCUAGUCUUGUUGUACCAUCUGUGGUACAUAUUAUUGACCAUUUGAAGAAUACAAAACCAAAUAUUUCAUUUCUAAAAAAAACGUGUAUACAGCUUGAACAAUCGAUUAACAAAAGAUUUGCUGGUAUUAUUAAACGUUUAUCACAACAGAUUGUUUUAUCAAAUGACCCUUUUUCGGAUCCAAUCUAUUUUGUUUGUGCUGUUUUGGAUCCUCAAUUUAAAUUAUACUGGUUUAGUCAAAUGAGUUAUACAGCAACAGUCGAAACACAAAUGAAACAAACUUUGAUUCAGAUGAUAAUGGAUAAAUGUGAACAGAAUAUCGACGCAUCGUUUGAUACUAUACAACAUACAAAAUUAUCAUCGUCAUCAACAUCUGUUGUGAAUAGUUGUACAACACAAUCAAUUGACACAUCAAUUGUUAAAAAGCGUAAACUUUUUCAUUAUGAAGAUGAUGGUAAUGUUUUAUCUUAUUCGUCGACGAAUCCUAUCAAUGAGAUCAAUGCGUAUAUCAAUGAUCCUAUACGAUCAAAAUUUUCGUCUUAUUGGAAAAAUUCUCAAUCACACUCUUUAAAAAAUGUAGUUAAACGCGUAUUCUGUAUACAAGCAUCAUCUGCUCCUAUUGAGAGAGUUUUCAGUCAAGCAGGCAUUAUUAUGUCUCCAAGACGAACGUCAAUGCGUGAAGAAGUAUUUAAAAGUUUGGUAUUCUUACGUGUGAAUCAGAACUUGAUUUA